AUGCACACAUUUUCCACAUUACCUGUCGAACUAGUUUAUCGAAUUAUGGAUCAUCAAAAUGACCGGACGCUAUUUUGUUCAAUGCAAAAUAUCUGUCGACGGCUCAAUCAGAUCCUGAGUACUUACCAGCGAUAUCAAACACUCACCACACUUCACCUCAGUGGGAACUCAAUCGGUGCUGAAGGCGCACAACACAUUGCUAAUGCGCUCGGAACGAAUACGACACUCACUACACUUAACCUCCGUUCGAACGAAAUCGGUGCUGAAGGAGCACAGCACAUUGCUAAUGCCCUCCAAACGAAGACGACACUCACCACACUCGACCUCAGUGAGAACUCAAUCGGUGCUGAAGGAGCACAACACAUUGCUAAUGCGCUGCGAACGAAUACGACACUCACCACACUUGACCUCAGUGGGAACUCAAUCGGUGCUGAAGGCGCACAACACAUUGCUAAUGCGCUCGGAACGAAUACGACACUCACCACACUUGACCUCAGUGGGAACUCAAUCGGUGCUGAAGGAGCACAACACAUUGCUAAUGCGCUCGGAACGAAUACGACACUCACCACACUUGACCUCAGUUGGAACGAAAUCGGUGCUAAAGGAGCAAAACAUAUUGCGGAUGCCCUGCGAACAAAUACUACACUAACUACACUUCACCUCAGUGGGAACCCAAUCGGUGCUGAAGGAGCACAACACAUUGCUAAUGCGCUCGGAACGAAUACGACACUCACCACACUUAGCCUCUGGCACAACCAAAUCGGUGCUGAAGGAGCACAACACAUUGCUAAUGCGCUCGGAACGAAUACGACACUCACUACACUUAACCUCCGUUCGAACGAAAUCGGUGCUGAAGGAGCACAACACAUUGCGGAUGCGUUGCGAACGAAUGCGACCCUCACCACACUGGACCUGAGUUCGAACGAAAUCGGUGAUGAAGGAGCACAACACAUUGCGGCCGUCUUGCGAACGAAUACGACACUCACCACGCUUGACCUCAGUGGGAACGAAAUCGGUGAUGAAGGAGCACAACACAUUGCGGCCGUCUUGCGAACGAAUACGACACUCACCACGCUUGACCUCAGUGGGAACCGAAUCGGCGCUGAAGGAGCACAACACAUUGCGGAUGCGUUGCGAACAAAUACGCUACAGACACUCACCACACUUGGCCUCCGUUGGAACGAAAUCGGUGAUGAAGGAGCACAACACAUUGCGGAUGCGUUGCGAAUGAAUACGACACUCACCACACUUAGCCUCUGGCACAACCAAAUCGGUGCUGAAGGAGCACAACACAUUGCUAAUGCGCUCCGAACGAAUGCGACACUAACCACACUUGACCUCGAUGAAAACGGAAUCGGUGCUGAAGGAGCACAACAUAUUGCUAAUGCGCUCCGAACGAAUACGACACUAACCACACUUCACCUCAGGUUGAACCAAAUGGGUGAUGAAAUAGCUCAACAUAUCGCAGAUGCAUUGGGGAGGAAUAUAAGGGCCAAGAUGGUAUAG
Messenger RNA from Adineta ricciae, 1506 nucleotides. Lineage: Eukaryota; Metazoa; Rotifera; Eurotatoria; Adinetida; Adinetidae. The record is from the annotation of a GenBank genome assembly.